This is a messenger RNA of Staurois parvus, 6421 nucleotides long. The record is from the annotation of a GenBank genome assembly. Lineage: Eukaryota; Metazoa; Chordata; Amphibia; Anura; Ranidae.
CGGGUUUCACACUUACGGAAAAACAUUCUACAAUCAUUCUAUAUCCUCAAUGUCUCAGUUUCUGAUGGAGUGUUUAGAAGUGCAGCUCAAGUCCACAUUGCUGUAAUGAGCUCCAAUUUGCAUAGUCCUACAUUUGGACAGAGUCAGUAUGAAGUAGAACUUUCAGAAAAUUCUCCAGUGCAUACCCUUGUGACUGAACUCAAAGCUGUUGAUGAAGACAUGGGAGUCUUUGGUCAAGUUACUUACCACAUUCUGAAUGAGUAUGCAAAGGACAAUUUCUACUUUAACGAGAAAGGACAGUUGUUUACAGCAGAAAAGCUUGACCGAGAAAGUCCAACUAACAAAGUCAUCCCUGUAAGUGUAAUGGCCAAGGAUGCUGGUGGAAAAGUGGGAUUCUGCUCUGUCAGUAUCAUUCUAACAGAUUAUAAUGAUAAUGAUCCAAAGUUCCGUGCAUCAGAGUACAAGCUAAGCAUUGCAUCUGAUGCACCUCGAGGUUCUACUGUUGUUAGAGUCUUGGCUUCUGAUAGUGAUGAGGGGGCAAAUGCUGAUAUAUCAUAUAGCAUUCUGGCAAAGUCUGAAAGUGUGGCAGAAAAUUUUGAAAUCAGUCCACAUUCUGGAAUCAUUACCACCAAGGAAAGCCUAGUUGGAUUAGAAGAUGAAAUAUUUUCCUUUUUUGUUAAAGCAACAGAUGGUGGCUCACCACAUAGAGAGAGCAUUGUGCCAGUCACUAUCCAAAUCCUCCCACCUGAAGUGCAAAUGCCAAAGUUUUCUGAGCCUUUUUAUACUUUAAUUAUCUCUGAAGACACUCCUGUUGGUACAGAGCUGGAUGUUAUUAGAGCAGAUAGUAGCCAACCCAUAAUAUAUAAUCUCAUGAAAGGAAAUACACUUGAGAGUAAUAUUGAUGACAUUUUCGUUAUCGACAAACAAAAUGGCCGGCUAAAACUUGAGAAGAUGUUGGAUCAUGAAACAACUAAAUGGUAUCAGUUUUCAGUGUUAGCUCAAAGCAUUCAUGGAGAACACGAAGUAAUUACCUCUGUGGAUGUUAGUAUCCAAGUUAAAGAUGUGAAUGAUAAUAAGCCUGUAUUUGAAGCCAAUCCAUAUGAGGCUUUCAUUGUGGAGAAUCUUGCUGCAGGGGCUAAGGUUAUCCAGGUUAAAGCUGUUGAUGCGGAUACCGGACUCAAUGGGCAUGUUUCAUAUAUGCUGGCAUUAUCACAGGAACCACAAGAAAUUAAAGAUCUUUUCUCAGUAGACUUGGAAACUGGAUGGGUCACCACUCUUUCUGAGCUUGACCAUGAAAAAAGAAACAAAUACAACAUUGUAGUGAUUGCGUAUGACCAUGGUGAUAAAGUUCUGUCAUCAUCCACUAUAAUUGAGGUUACAGUGAUGGACAUGAAUGAUAAUCCUCCACGCUUCAAUGCAGAAAUAUACAAAGGUACAGUGAGUGAGGAUGACCCUCUAGGUGGUGUCAUUGCCAUUCUGAGCACCACUGAUGAUGAUACUGAAGACAUCAACAAAGAAACUACAAUGUACAUUACAGGAGGGGACCCUCUGGGCCAGUUUGCAAUUGAAAACAUGCACAAUGAAUGGAAAGUGUAUGUUAAAAAAGCACUUGACAGGGAAGUAAAAGACAACUACCUCCUAAACAUAACUGCCACUGAUGGAACAUUUUCAAGUAAGGCUGUAGUGGAAGUAAAGGUUCUUGAUGCCAACGACAACAUCCCAGUCUGUGAAAAGGAUGACUAUUCUGAGACCAUUUCAGAAGAUGCCCCUUCCGGGAAAGUAAUUCUACAAGUCUCAGCCACUGAUGCCGACAUACGUUCCAAUGCUGAGAUCAUUUACACACUGCAUGGACUUGGCUCAGAGAAAUUUCACCUCAAUCCAUUUACAGGUGAACUGAAAACAUCAUUACCACUUGACCGUGAGAUCCAGGAAGUCUACCAUCUCUUGGUGAAAGCUACAGAUGGAGGCGGCAACUUCUGUGAAGCCAGUGUGGAGCUGACAUUAGAAGAUGUGAAUGACAAUGCCCCAGAGUUCUCUGCAGAUCCUUACAGCGUGACUGUGUUUGAGAACACUGAACCCAAAACUCCAAUCACAAGGGUGCAGGCCAUAGAUGCAGACACAGGACUCAACCAUAAGGUGCAGUAUUCUUUAGUCAGCUCAGCAGAUGGUCAAUUCUCCAUUGAUGAAUCAUCUGGAAUAAUUACUUUGGAGAAACCUCUGGAUCGGGAGAUGCAGGCAGUGUAUACGCUUACCGUCAAAGCCAGUGAUCAUGGAUUACCUCGAAAGCUGUCCUCAGUUACCAGUGUGUUAAUAUCAGUCUUGGACAUUAAUGAUAAUCCACCAGUCUUUGAACACAGAGAGUAUGGGGCUACUUUGUCAGAAUACGUAACAGUUGGAACAGAAGUUCUCCAGGUGUAUGCUACAAGCAGGGAUAUUGAAGCUAAUGCAGAAGUUUCAUAUCAGAUUAUCAGUGGCAAUGAGCAAGGAAAAUUCAGCAUUAACCCAGUUACAGGAGUUCUUUUUAUAAUUGAAAGUCUGGACCAUGAAAGCGCAGCAGAAUAUUAUUUAACAGUAGAAGCCACAGAUGGCGGCACUCCACCUCUGAGUGAUGUUGCAACAGUCUCCAUCAAUGUAACAGAUGUCAAUGAUAACUCACCAGUUUUCAGUCAAAGCACUUACAAUGCUGUGGUCGGUGAAGACGCUGUGUCUGGACAACCUGUCUUAAUGGUUGUUGCAGAUGAUGCUGAUGGACCUUUGAACAGUCACAUCCACUACUCAAUUACAGAUGGCAAUCUGGGGAAUACCUUUAUCAUUGAUCCUGUACGAGGGGAAGUUAAAGUGAAUAAACUUUUAGACAGAGAGAAGAUAUCUGGUUAUACCUUGACAGUCCAAGCAGAGGAUAACGGGAAUCCACCGAGAAGGAACACAACAACAGUUAACAUUGAUGUGUCAGAUGUCAAUGACAACCCUCCUUUAUUUGCUAAAGGAAAUUACAGCGUUAUAAUCCAGGAAAAUAAGGCGAUUGGCUUCAGUGUCCUGCACUUGGCAGUGACAGACAAAGAUUCUUCUCACAACGGUCCUCCUUUUACGUUUACAAUUUUAAGUGGAAACGAAGAUAAUACUCUUCAGAUCAACCAGCAAGGAGUGAUAACGACGGCAGCCACACUUAACCGAAAAUCCACUGAUCACUUUCUGCUUCAAGUUCAGGUGGCAGAUAAUGGGAAGCCACAGCUGUCAUCGGUGACAAACAUUGACAUACGAGUGAUUGAAGAGAGCAUCUACCCUCCAGCCAUUUUACCACUUGAAAUAUACAUCACAACAUUCGGAGAGGAGUACUCUGGGGGUGUGAUUGGAAAGAUUCAUGCCACGGACCAGGAUGUUUAUGAUACACUCAUGUACAGCCUGGAUUCCAAAGUGGAAAAUAUGUUUUCCGUUUCAAGCGCAGGGGGGAAACUGAUAGCACACAGGCGAUUGGAUGUUGGCCAAUAUCUGUUAAACGUCAGUGUUAACGAUGGAAUGUUUACAACCUCAGCAGAUAUUACUGUUCAUAUCAAACAGAUAACCCAGGAGAUGCUAAAUCACAGUAUAACCUUCCGCUUUUCCAACCUUUCUCCGGAGGAAUUUAUUGGAGAUUACUGGCGCAAUUUUCAGAGAACGUUAAAAAAUAUUUUGGGAGGGCGCAAGAUUGAUGUCCAGAUUCUUAGCCUGCAACCCUCUGACCCACCUGCUAGCCUGGACGUCCUCCUGGCUGUAGAUAAACCAGGCAGUACACGCUUUGUUCCAAAACUCCUUAUCCAAAAGAUAAAUGCUUCUGUAGCUGAGAUCGAAGACUUCAGUGGGGUUAAAAUCCUUGAGGUCUUCCAUAAACUCUGUGCUGAUGUGGAUUGUCCCCUCAGGUUUUGUGAUGAGAAGAUCUCUGUAGAUGAGAAUGUCAUGUCAACGCACAGCACAGCAAGGCUUAGCUUUGUGACUCCAAGACACCUGCGGAAAUCUGUCUGCUUGUGCAAAGGAGGGAAAUGUCCCAUUAUGAACAGUGUUUGCGAAGGAAACCCAUGCCCAGAGGGUAUGGAAUGUGUUGUAGAUGCAAAUGAAGAGAAGUACAACUGUGUCUGCUCAGAUGAUCGACAAUGCAAUGUUGGUUCAUCUGUAACAUUCAGUGGGAACAGCUACAUCAAAUACCGGUUGUUGGAAAAUGAAAACAAGGAAGAAAUGAAGCUGACGAUGAAGCUAAGGACAUACUCUGCACACGCUGUGGUCAUGUAUGCCAGAGGAACAGACUACAGCAUUCUUGAGAUCCAAGGAGGAAAAUUGCAAUACAAGUUUGAUUGUGGCAGUGGUCCCGGGAUUGUGUCUGUCCAGAGUAUUCAUAUCAAUGAUGGCCAGUGGCACACAGUGACAUUAGAGGUGGAUGGUAACUAUGCCAGAUUGGUCUUAGAUCGUGUCCAUACUGCAUCUGGUACUGCCCCCGGAACUCUGAGAACACUGAACCUGGACAAUUAUGUAUACUUUGGAGGUCACAUGCGCCAACAAGGGAGCAAAACAUGGAAGAGGUGGCCAAGUGAGCAAUGGAUUUAGAGGAUGCAUAGACUCUGUGUUUCUCAAUGGUCAGGAUCUCCCCCUUCAUAGUAAAUUAAAGAACUCUGCACUAAUAGAAGAGUCUGUGGACGUUUCUCAAGGAUGCUCUCUAACUGCCGCCGAUGCCUGUGCAGGCAACCCUUGCCACAAUGGUGGGGUGUGCUCCCCCCUAUCUAAUGGAGGUUACUACUGUAAAUGUACAUCAUCGUAUGUGGGCACACAUUGUGAAAUAAGUGUCAAUCCCUGCGCCACCAACCCUUGCCUGUAUGGUGGUACCUGCAUUGCAGUGAAGGAUGACUUCAUUUGCCACUGUAGAGGAGAGUACACUGGCCAGAGAUGUCAAUUAGGACCAUACUGUAAAGACAAUCCCUGUAAGAACAGCGGGAAAUGCAUUGACAGCUUGGAUGGCCCUGUGUGCGAAUGUGAACCUGGUUUCCAUGGAGAAAGAUGCCUGAAUGAUGUUGAUGAAUGCACAGAUAGCCCAUGCCCCAACGGUGCUCUAUGUGAAAACACCUAUGGCUCUUACACUUGUAACUGCAGCAAUGGUUAUGGUGGGAAACAUUGCACAGAAAUUGCCCUCAAUAAGUAUGUUUCAACCUCCUGGAACAUUGGCCUAGCAGAGGUCAUUGGGAUCAUCGUCUUCAUAGCAGGCAUCUUCUGUCUGGUUGUAAUUUUUGUUGUUUGCCGAGUGGUUUCAAGUAAGAAGAAGAAGAGACAGCAGGAAUCAGAGGACAAACACACUGGGGCAUCUUCUGCAUUUUUACAAAGGCCGUUCUUGGAUCCUAAAGUAAACAAAAAUAUCUAUUCUGAUAUCCCUCCCCAGGUGCCUGUCCGCCCUAUAUCCUACACUCCAAGCAUUCCAAGUGACUCCAGAAAUAACUUGGACCGAAACUCCUUUGAAGGAUCCACCAUUCCAGAACAUCCUGAGUUUAGCACUUUCAAUCCAGACUCUGUGCAUGGACACAGGAAAACUGUAGCAGUCUGUAGCGUUGCUCCAAACUUGCCACCUCCACCUCCAUCUAACUCCCCCUCCGAUAGUGACUCAAUCCAAAAGCCGAGUUGGGAUUUUGACUAUGAUGCUAAGGUUGAUCUUGACCCAUGUCUUUCAAAGAAGUCUCUGGAUGAAAAGCCUUGUCAUCUUUACAAUCCACGCGAAAGCAUGUCUGAAAUUCAGUCUCUUAGUUCCUUCCAAUCAGAGUCUUGUGAUGAUAAUGGCUACCACUGGGAUACUUCAGACUGGAUGCCUAGUGUCCAACUGCCGGAUAUUCAGGAAUACCCUCAUUACGAAGUUGUUGAAGAACCUGCUCCUCAUUACACGGACCCUAAUGUUAUUGACACAGAUUAUUAUCCUGGAGGCUAUGACAUAGAGAAUGACUUUCCACCUCCACCGGAAGACUUUCCUUUGCCGGAUGAACUUCCUCCACUGCCUCCUGAGUAUAGUGAACAGGCAGAUUCCAUGCAGCCGCUCAGAGAAAUGUCUACUGUAGGAAGCUUGGGCUCCUCAACAAAAAGUAAUCAGAGAUUCAACCUGAAUAAGUACCUUCCACAUCACCAAUAUCCAGCGAGUAUGUCAGAACCUCAAAACACCACCAGUGGAGAUAGCAAUAGUUACAGAGAGCCUUAUGCUACGUCCUACAUAAUAGGGUACAAGAGAGACUUCCAAGUCCCCAUGGUGGACAACAUGUCCAUGUCUGGAUACACCUCUGCAGCUUCAUGCACUGACGUAUCUGCGUGCUGUGAAAUGGAAUCAGAGGCCAUGAUUAGUGACUAUGAGAGCGGCGAUGAUGGCCACUUCGAAGACGUGACAAUUCCUUCCCUGGAUUCCCAGCAUCACACCGAAGUUUAA